GUUUGCAGGGAGAAGUUCAAACAACUACGAAUCUGGGAGGAUGUCCCUAAUAUAACUGGGGCCUUUUUUGUCAACAUAGGAGAUAUGAUGGAGAGGUGGACCAAUUGCUUGUUUCGGUCAACACUGCAUAGAGUGAUGCCAGCAGGACAAGAGCGUUUCUCUGUGGCAUUUUUUUUAGAUCCUAAUGAAGACUGUUUAGUGGAAUGCUUGGAAAGUUGUUGCAGUGAAUCAUGUCCCCCAAGAUUUCCUCCUAUACGCAGUGGGGAUUACCUGACAGAGCGAUUCAGGCUUACAUAUGGCUCAUGAGGAUGUACAAGUUGAAGUCCAUGAGCAUGUAUGCUAGAUGGAGGAUGAUGGUCUGUUCUUCAAUACGGGUUUGCAAAACUAAGAUCCAGCUUAAGUUGAUGUAUAUAUGUAUGUGUGUGAUAUAGGAAUCUCUUUCUCAAGGUAUCAUUUCUCAAAAGUCAUUUAAAUUUACUCUUGAGAUAGAACAUCCAAUAUAAAAAUGGAGAUUGUUGAAGUACCUUUAUAUAUAAAGUUUGAAUUAUUUUGAUAAUAAA
Carica papaya (papaya) is the source of this 560-nucleotide messenger RNA. The record is from RefSeq and is a predicted model, not a curated record. Lineage: Eukaryota; Viridiplantae; Streptophyta; Magnoliopsida; Brassicales; Caricaceae.